Thlaspi arvense is the source of this 1038-nucleotide messenger RNA. NCBI's taxonomy places the organism in Eukaryota, Viridiplantae, Streptophyta, Magnoliopsida, Brassicales, Brassicaceae. The record is from the annotation of a GenBank genome assembly.
GUUUUCAUCUUUGUGCCAAAAAGGUUCUCUUCCACUUUAAAAAGAAUCUCUCUCUCAUUGGUAGUGUCUUAAAUGAUAAUCGUUACGUUAUGACUCUACCUUACUAUAUAGACCCUUGCUCUCUUCAUUCAUCCUCAACAUCUUCGCCUACUUUUCAUCAUCUCUUGUGAAAUAUAACAUGAAGAGGCCAAUAGUGUCAAACUCGUUCCUGUUCCCCAAUGGAUCUCUCAAAGCAUCUCGCAUCAGGAUCGAACCUGUUGCGCCCUAUUCGCAUAACAUGAUGCGAAUGCCUUACCAUCCAGCAAGGAGAAAUAUCGAGGGGCUCUCUUCAUUGGAAGCAGUUCUGACGGUGUUUUGGGAGAGUCAAAUGGAGCAGCUAGAAAACUUUACAGGUUUCAAUAACUACAAUCAUUUGCCACUAUCCAGAGUCAAAAAGAUUUUGAAAUCCGAUCCUCAAGUCAAGAUGAUCAGCAAGGACGCUCCUGUUUUGUUUUCCAAAGCUUGCGAAUAUUUUAUUCUAGAGCUUACAUUACGAGCUUGGAUGCAUACUCAAUCAUGCACUCGUCAGACCAUCCGGCGUUGUGAUGUCUUUGUGGCCGUAAAGAAUUCAGAAACUUAUGGUUUCUUGAUCGAUCUUGUUCCUUUUGGACCUCACUGUGCCAUUCAUCAGGAGAAGGAGCGCUUUAUCAAUCAUAGAGGGUUUGACCUCAACACUAGCUCCAGUGAACAUGAUUCUGCUGAAAGCUACUCAGCAAGAGAAACAUAGAUGAAAGAGUUAAGAGUAGAAGAAAUUUGAAGACGCAAUUAUCCAAAUCUAAGUUCAUCAAAUAGUAACUUAUGCAAAGAAAAACAAAAACUACAGGAGUUUAAAAUAAACGGAAUCACUAAACUACUGUAUAUCAGUUGUUACUUAACAACAAUAUAAAGUUUAUUAUGUUAUACAUACAUUAAUAUAUGUUCGUUUCCUUGAGCGUGUUUAUCAAGAUAGAUCAUGAAUUGACGAAUUUUCUAAGAACAUCAGCAGUGGUAAAAUACGAG